AUGGCACAACGGCGAAAAGUUCCAGAAGGUGAACUGUGCGCUGUUUGUUCCGAUCUCGCAACUGGUUAUCAUUACGGUGUAGCAAGCUGUAAUGGCUGCAAGACGUUCUUCCGAAGGACGAUAGUUAGUGAGCAAACGUUUAUUUGUCAAUACAAUGGAAAUUGCGACGUCAAUAAAAAUAUACGAUGUGCGUGUCGGCACUGUCGAUUCAACAAAUGCUUGGCCGUGGGCAUGGAUGCCAAAGCCAUUCAAAAUGAUCGGGAUCGUAUUGGUCCAACAAAGAAGGCAAAGUUGAGUAGUGGAUCAGAUGAGGACCAAGCGAUCACGCCUCAUCGAAUGCAAGAUCAGGAAAUCGUUGAGCACUUGACACAAGUGGAAGGGUUAUGCCAAGAAUUGCGGCGAUGUGUGAUGCGAGAUGUUUCCACAGUUCAGCAAGCAUUGUCUUCCCCUUGCCUACUGUUUGAAACACCUGAGCUUACUAUAGAUCCCAGUACAAUUUUCAAAGAGCUGUAUCCGGCUUCAAUGAACGAUAUACGCAUGUGGAAUAUUCGAGAAAUGAGGAUUUGCAUUGAAUGGGGCAAGACGUUCGACGCCUAUCAGCGACUUUCACAUUACGAUCAAUUUGCAUUGGUCCGCAAUUUUGCGUUCGCAUUCAAUUUACUCAAUAGAGUAUUCUACUCGCCUGACCAUGGACCCGAUAAAAUUGUGUUCCAAAAUGGCGCGUUCAUCAUGCGACAGCCACAGCAACAGGUACAACUCUCCGGUUGUCGUCCGAUUUACACCCGACAAAUGGACGAGAUUAUGCUGCCGUUCCGGAGGCUACAAUUAUCGGUCUCUGAGUUCGCCACAUUCAAAGCGGCAUUGUUUUUCAAUCCCGAUGCAUUAGAUCUGUCGAGUCAAGCUAAGCCAGACGUGUAUGAAGAGCGGAAUAGGUAUCUCAGUGCGUUAUUCACAUGUAUCACGAAUAAGCUCGGUAUGGCUGCUGGUGUACAGAAAUAUGGUAGCCUUCUGAUGAUGACAGCUAGUAUACAGAAUAUUCUGGCCCAAAAUGAGGAAAAUAUGCAAGUGAUGGAAUUGUUCAAGAAUUGGGAGGUGGAUCCGUUCGUGAAAGAGCUGUGCAUGAAGCGGGCGUGA
Messenger RNA from Haemonchus placei, 1134 nucleotides. NCBI's taxonomy places the organism in Eukaryota, Metazoa, Nematoda, Chromadorea, Rhabditida, Trichostrongylidae. The record is from the annotation of a GenBank genome assembly.